AUGUCUGGAAGAUUUGAACCCAAGACUCCCGUCCAGCUGGACCCUCCCAAGGACGACCCGAUAUCUCUUGAAGACUUGGCGAAAGCUGACGGCACAAACGGAGAAAAGAGCUAUGUUGCAAUCAAAGGCAAAGUUUAUGAUGUGUCCGGCAACAAGAUGUACCAGCCUGGGGGCUCAUACCAUGUCUUCGCCGGUAAAGAUGCCUCCAGGGCAUUAGGGAUGACGUCUGUCAAGCCAGAAGACGUCCGACCAGACUGGCACGAUCUUCCUGAUAAGGAAAAGGGCGUUCUUGAGGACUGGAUUACCUUCUUCUCCAAGAGAUACAACGUGGUGGGAGUUGUAGAGGGAGCCACUAACCAGUAA
Trichoderma gamsii is the source of this 363-nucleotide messenger RNA. Its product is annotated as progesterone binding protein. Lineage: Eukaryota; Fungi; Ascomycota; Sordariomycetes; Hypocreales; Hypocreaceae. The coding region runs from base 1 to 363 and encodes 120 amino acids. The record is from RefSeq and is a predicted model, not a curated record. Gene Ontology annotation, cellular component: membrane; endomembrane system. The transcript has 4 exons.